Messenger RNA from Carya illinoinensis, 1446 nucleotides. Its product is annotated as 3-deoxy-manno-octulosonate cytidylyltransferase, mitochondrial. Gene Ontology annotation, molecular function: 3-deoxy-manno-octulosonate cytidylyltransferase activity. Lineage: Eukaryota; Viridiplantae; Streptophyta; Magnoliopsida; Fagales; Juglandaceae. Gene Ontology annotation, cellular component: cytosol. The transcript is spliced from 8 exons. The record is from RefSeq and is a predicted model, not a curated record. Bases 151 to 1059 code for a protein of 302 amino acids.
CGUGUACGGUAAUAUUGAACUUAAGACACAGAAAAAUGGCAGCCUGAAGAAUAGAUUUUCUGUUUCACGUUUAAUCCACAUCUGAAUUCUGUUGGCUCAUAUUUUAGUGUCACUUGAAGAAACUACGAGAUCCAGGGAAAGAUCAACGACAUGAAUCCUAUGUCAGUUUGUUCAUCCUCCUCCUCCUCCUCCUCAUCUUCUUCUUCUUCUAACAACGCCAAGGCGUGGAUCGUACAUGGUAUCGUCGCUGGAGUCUCAAUCGCGGUGGCUCUAGCAGCUCGAGCCUAUCUGGGUAGAUCCGGGAAAUUCCGCAGCCGGGUCGUCGGAAUCAUACCCGCCCGUUUCGCCUCCUCAAGGUUCCAGGGCAAGCCUCUCGUUCACAUCCUCGGAAAGCCCAUGAUUCAGAGAACAUGGGAAAGAGCAAAACUGGCAACAUUGCUGGACCAUAUUGUCGUGGCAACGGAUGAUGACAAGAUUGCAGAAUGCUGUCGAGGAUUUGGUGCCGAUGUCAUAAUGACAUCAGAAUCAUGUCGAAAUGGUACUGAGCGUUGCAAUGAAGCUCUUCAAAAGCUUGAAAAGAAGUAUGAUAUUGUUGUCAAUAUUCAGGGGGACGAGCCUCUUAUUGAACCCGAGAUAAUAGAUGGCAUUGUUAAAGCUCUGCAGGCAGCCCCAGAUGCAGUGUUUAGCACUGCAGUUACAUCUUUAAAAGCUGAAGAUGCAUUUGAUCCAAAUCGUGUGAAAUGUGUGGUGGAUAAUCAAGGUUAUGCCAUUUAUUUCUCAAGGGGACUGAUUCCACAUAACAAGUCAGGAAAGGUCAAUCCGCACUUUCCAUACAUGCUUCAUCUUGGAAUUCAGAGCUAUGAUUCGAAGUUUUUAAAGAUAUAUCCAGAGCUUCAACCAACCCCACUGCAACUAGAAGAGGAUCUGGAACAGCUGAAGGUCCUGGAAAAUGGGUAUAAGAUGAAGGUGAUAAAAGUAGACCAUGAAGCUCAUGGCGUUGAUACUCCUGAAGAUGUUGAAAAGAUAGAAUCUUACAUGCGUGAGAGGAACUUGUCUUAGUUCGGAGCAACAACAUCUCCUGAUACAAAUGGAUUCGUUUCUACAUCUGAUUCAUGCUGCACUGAACAAGCUGCUUGGUUAGAAGGGAGGGAAUCAUUAUUGUACAGUUAUAUGGUUUUCAAAUCAUUCAUUGGAGGUUUUAUGUCAACUGGAUAUCUGCCCUUUUCUUCUUCCCUGUGAUCGGGUUGGGUGAAUUGGUGACAGGAGAGGAGUAUUUUACUAUUUUCUUUAAAAUGUUUGUAAUGAAUUGACAUGCAAAAUCUCGCGUCUUAAUAAGUAUUAGAUGUCUGUCUAAUGAUACAUACGUGAAUGUCAUAAGAGGAUCGUGAAGAUUAAAAAAUGAGCAACAUUAUAUUAUAUAUAUAUAUAUAUGGUUAUUUUUGAAUA